Messenger RNA from Callorhinchus milii (elephant shark), 2855 nucleotides. RefSeq names its product protein serine kinase H1 (gene pskh1). The record is from RefSeq and is a predicted model, not a curated record. The transcript has 2 exons. Bases 94 to 1359 code for a protein of 421 amino acids. Gene Ontology annotation, biological process: protein phosphorylation. Gene Ontology annotation, molecular function: protein kinase activity; ATP binding. NCBI's taxonomy places the organism in Eukaryota, Metazoa, Chordata, Chondrichthyes, Chimaeriformes, Callorhinchidae.
AUGAUGCUGCUGCUGAUGACGAUGAUGAUGAUGAUGAUGAUGAUGAUGAUGAAGUGACACAAUGCCUUUGUGGCUCAGUAACAUUGUAAAGUGAUGGGCUGUGGGAUGAGCAAAGUACUGCCCGAGCCGCCACCUAAAGACGUCCACUUGGAUCUCGUCAAAACCGUGGAGCCCUACACUGGGCAAAACGACGACAAAUACAAGCACUUUAUUAAAGAUGACGCCAUCAAGAGCGGAGGCAAAACAGGUCCACCGCCCCCACCUCAUCACACUAACGCGUACCAACAGAGCGCUCAUUGGGAGCAGCAGAGUGAUCCGAGGAGGAACAAGGUGGCCAAAUACCGGGCCAAGUUUGACCCCAGAGUGACUGCAAAAUAUGAUAUUAAGGCACUGAUUGGCAGAGGGAGUUUUAGCAGAGUGGUCAGAGUAGAGCAUAAAAGCACCAAACAGCCUUACGCGAUAAAACUGAUCGAGACAAAGUACAAGGAGGGCAGGGAAGUGUGCGAGUCUGAGCUGAACGUCCUCAGAAGAGUGAGGCACAUAAACAUAAUACAGCUCAUUGAAGUGUUUGAGACUCAGGAGAGAGUGUACAUGGUGAUGGAGUUGGCGACUGGAGGUGAACUUUUUGACAGGAUUAUAGCCAAAGGCUCAUUUACUGAAAGAGAUGGCACCAGAGUGCUACAGAUGGUUCUCGAUGGAGUGAAAUAUUUGCAUACCCUGGGCAUCACACACCGAGACCUGAAGCCUGAGAACCUGCUGUAUUAUCACCCAGGUGCCGAGUCAAAAAUCAUGAUUACGGAUUUUGGGUUAGCAAGCACUCGAAAGAAAGGGGACGACUGUCUCAUGAAGACCACCUGUGGCACCCCUGAGUACAUCGCGCCAGAAAUCCUUGUGAGGAAACCAUACACAAACUCUGUUGACAUGUGGGCUCUGGGUGUCGUUUCCUACAUUUUGCUAAGCGGAACUAUGCCUUUUGAAGAUGAUAAUCGCACACGAUUAUACCGACAAAUAUUGAAGGGCAAGUACAGUUACUCAGGAGAGCCGUGGCCCAGUGUUUCAAACCUAGCCAAGGAUUUUAUAGACCGAUUGCUUACAGUGGAUUCCAGUGAGAGGAUGACUGCAGGUCAGUCCUUGAAACAUCCUUGGAUAGUAAGUAUGGCAGCGUCGUCCUCUAUGAAGAAUCUGCACCGUUCCAUCUCGCAGAACCUUUUGAAGAGAGCUUCAUCUCGAUGCCAAAGCACCAAGUCAGCACAGUCCACAAGGUCCAGCAGGUCCACAAAGUCCAACAAGUCGCGGAGAGUACGAGAGCGGGAACUGCGGGAGCUCAAUCUACGCUAUCAGCAACAGUACGAAGGCUGACGAGGGACCUGGGACACUUUGGUGUAACGCUGUCUGUCUCCCACAGUGCACUUUCUCUGCAUGUAAUGCUCUCCAGGUGACAAUCACCAUGGACUUGGUGAGUCUGUGACUCGAGGAGUUGAUGUGAGCCACUUUCUGCCAGUCAAACAUUCCUCUGUUCUCGUUUCAAAGGGGGAAACUUUUCAAAUGUACAACUGUGGUCCAAAUAGCACCGGAAACAAUGGUGGAAAACAUUGAGCCAUUGAUAUGUUUUUCAAUGAAAUUAGUCAAAUGCAAAUAGAUCGAUGAAAGAGGACUGUAUGUAAAGGGACCAUUAAACAGAGUAAGUUCAGAAUGGGGUGGUCUCAACACAGUUAGAAGGGACUUGAAUGCUGAACCUUGCUUUUGUUUUGAUUACUUUUGAUAACCUCCUGGUUCGUUCCAUUUGUGUUAGUACAGUAAUUGCAUUGCGACUUCGUUCGCGGAGUGAUAUCAGCAACGUGUCUUGCACAUGCCUAGCGUGCAGGAAGUGAUGUAUGCCUUGACCUGAUGACCCAGAAGUUGGCCUUUUUUUAAGCAUCGAAAGCUGGAUGUGCCAUGCUUUUCCAGUUAGCCCGGGUCCUCAGUGAACAGUGUACUUGAGGGCAUCUGUAUAUGCUGCUCAAAGGCUGUGUUUUCUUUGGAAGGAUAAGGAAACAAGAGUGUAUUGCUCAGUUUAAACCCAAGUUUUAUGUGUAAGUGUUAAUUGUGAGAUCCGACUAUAAUAUUUGGGAACAAUAACAAAAAAAGUUUUUUUAUACGAGUUAAAAACAUGUUUCUUCCUUCAGGCCUUUGUACAAUGUUUCCUGGGUGAGUGGGUUGAGUUCGCUGGUGACCUGCUGUAAGGGAUCUGCUGUUCUUAAGCCAAAUUGUUAGCCGGUAUGGAACGGCAGCUCAGAGCGAUUAAUUCUUCAGUUUCCACCCUUCUGGGGUAGUGCCUCUCUUCCUGCUGCUGGUAAAAUGAGCAUGUGGGCCCACUUGUCCAUUGACCCAGUGUGGAUUAGUUUGCACUUUAUCACAGGUUAAGCCAAAGCACUUGUCUUGAACACAUUGCAGUAAGCGUGGUUGCUGUGCAUGUUCGUAUCUAUUUUCGUAUUGAAAAAAAGUUCGAUAUUAACUGGAUUAAUAAUAAACUAUAAAGAAGACCGUUGUUCUUCUACUUCAACAAAAUACCACUUAAUUUAAGGUGUCCUCGGACACGCCAAGCUGCUUGACACUGUAAAAGGGGAUCAAUGUUACACACAACAGACAUUUUGUCAAUUUGAGACCGUUCUCUCUAGGUCAUCUCUCUUUUCAUCCACCCACUACCGCCACACUUCCUCCGUUACCUCCUUCCUGCACCCCCCUUCCCCUUCCCUCUUCCUCUGGUUGAUGGUAAUGAUUCCAUCUUUUGCCUUAUUUUAGGUGAAAUGGAAAAAGUUGUUGAAGCUAUGAAAAUACAUUAAAUCCCCUAGAUUUCAUCCCCCCCUCCCCGCCCC